Molecule: messenger RNA, 255 nt
Organism: Gongylonema pulchrum
Lineage: Eukaryota; Metazoa; Nematoda; Chromadorea; Rhabditida; Gongylonematidae
Source: the annotation of a GenBank genome assembly
AUGCACUCUUUCAGAACGAGUGGUUCACGUCUGGUACCUUCACUGAUGGCGCCUGCGCAGGACAACAGACGUUGGUCUGUUGCUUCUUUGCCGUCUUCGAGUGGCUAUGGAACACCGGGAAGUAAUUCGGCAUUCUCGAGUGAGUAUUCCUCACAGGAGCAGCUCUGUGAUGCACUUGGCGAACUGCGAUUCAGCAGCAAUGAUGGGUCAAACGAGGAAUGCCAAACGCGUCCCCGUUCUCGCAGUUUAACGUAA